GUCAGUUGGUCGGUUUUCUGCCUUGCCCAAAUAAGAUCCAAAGCGUGAUGACAGGAGACCGAGGAGACCAAAAAAGAAUGAUUUCCUGAGGAUCGAACGCGACACACCGCGAACAAUGAUGUUGUGUCCGUACGAAGGCCAAGCCGCGUUUCUCAACCGAAUGAGAUGCGGCCGUCACUUUGAGGGUCGUUAGCAUUUUCCUGUCAAGGGUUGUGCAUCACGCUAGUAACUGAUAUGACGAGUGAGGCGAUUUUGAUACAGCGGCUUCCCUUGGCGUUUCACUUGACAUAUAAAACACGUGUCUUUUGGAUUAAAUCACUUUCAACCAUGCUUAAGAUGAAUAUGGAAAAAUUUGUUCUUAGAGGAAUGAACCUUGUUUAGAACGUAUGAACGGCAGGUCUUGAAUCGCUGGAAUUGUCAUUGUUUACAUUAGGAAAUUAUUUCUUGAGCUACAAUAUGUUCAGUCCCGUACAAAUAAAGCAGGAAUAUCCAGGUGUGGAAGACGUCAAUCAACCUAAUACUAAUAACAUUCAAGGAAAUUUAGAAUAUCCUGCAUUUACAAAUCAAGAUGUUGAUUACAUGUAUCGACAGCUGCCACAGUUUUGGAACCAAGCCCCUUUGCAAGUUAAUCAACUUCCUAAUGAUCUUCCAUCUAAGGCUGAUAAUACUAUCCGCACUGACAUACCUCAGAUGGCUCAGUCUGUGCCACAGUUUUCGGUGGCAAGUUACCUCCAGCAACAUGGAAUGCCAUUUCAAGUAAACCAUGCUCAACCUCAACAAGAAGGGGAUCAUCAGCCCCAAAUGAGUCAAACGAAUCAGACCCAGGAGAAUCAUCAGAAUCACCUUACUCAAAUUAUGCCGCAUCAGGUCACUGUAGAUCAAACAUUAUUAGCUACUCAGUCAACUACGCCAGUGAAGCACAAUGGCCCUGGGAGGCCACCAAAGUCUUCUUCUACGUCUGGUACCUCAAAGAAACUAAAGUGUCAGUGUGAGAUCUGUUUUAAAGUGUUUGGUCAUAAGAGCAACUUGUUCAUUCACAUGAGGACGCAUAAUGGCGAAAGGCCAUACAAGUGUACGCAGUGUGAAAAAUGUUUCACACAUAGCGGCAAUUUGGCGAUUCACAUGAGAACGCACUCAGGCGAAAGACCCUAUGCUUGUCAAAUAUGUGGAAAAAUGUUUAGCCACAGUGGUAACUUGUCGACCCAUUUAAGGACUCACUCGGGAGUUAAACCAUACAAGUGCAGUGUUUGUGCCAAGGAAUUUAGGCACAGUGGUAAUUUAUCCAUACACGAAAGGAUACAUUCUGGAAUUAAGCCUUUUCAGUGUAAGGUCUGCGGUAAAGAGUUCUAUCACAGUGGCAACCUUACGACUCACAUGAAGAAACAUCCAGUUAACGUAAACGUGGAACAAUGUGAUAACGGUACGAAUGCUCAGUUAGUGAGUACCACCCGGAAUAUGAAUAAUAUUAAUUCCAUGCAGCCCAUAAAUAACUCUUUGAUAGUAUCAAAUCAGUGCAACGUCAAUACUCUCUCGAAUACAGAGGACAUACCGGUUAAGAACGAACACAAUGACGAGGUUGCUCCGGAUGAUCGCUCUUUGUUAUCUUCGACGUCAAGCUAAUAAGUAGAGACACUACUCAUAAGGAAUAAUUUGUAUUGGUUGUCUUGAUACAUUCGAAUUAGAUUGUAAAAGUUGUACCAUUAAUGUGGUACAAUGCAUGGGAACAAACCACACCGUGGAAUUAAGACAUGGCACAAUAUCGUAAGUUAUUUACGUAUCGUGGGUGAUCGUUAUCCAAGAUCUACCAUGUACUUUUCAUGGCGUACUUAUAUUUCACGUACUUAAGAAGUGUCAACUAUACUUAGAAUAACAACUAAAUAAGAAUAUCAGUGUAUAAAUGGAGGUGAUGUAUAGCUUUGUGAAACAGUAACGGAAAUUCGCUUAAUGGUAACUUGUUUUAAUUCAGUAAUAACAUGGUACUGCAGUAAUUCUUGAUGAAACAAGUAAAACGAGUAAUGUAAACGAUCAAUUAUUGGACAAACUAUUGUCUAAUAAGUAACUAUGAAAUAAAAAGUGUAAGAAACGCAUGCUCGACUCGUUGCAUAUUUCAUGAGCAUCGAUAGGAAAUAUAUCUUGCACGAAAAGUUUCAAAAUAAAAUUAAACAGCGGGAAGUUUCAUAGACGAUGUAACCUGGAUUUCUCAUCGGCGUUCCUCGGAUCGUCGUUUCUUUCUUUCACGUUACAUUUAAAAAAUUGUGCAACUUUUCUUACCAGCCGCGAUGAUAUGACAGUCGCUUAACGCGCAUCGACGUCGUCGCAUGCUUUAUUUCUGUAAUCACAGUAAAUGGUUACGUACGAUUACUUAAUGAAUUCCGAGAACACAGGUGAUCCAUUUUUCCGGGUCCCAUGUAAUAACUGCCAGGUAUUACAUCGUAUAAUGACACAUAAAAUGACUAAUCGAAUACGGGCGAUUUCAUCGUUAUAGUCAGAGUCGUUAAGGUGCAGACUUACGGAAUUGAAAUAGAGAAAAGACCCCGACGCUGCUUUUCUCUCCAUGCCUUAAGACCGAAGGAAGGAGUUCGUAACUUAAAAGUGUGGAUCACAGGGAGCACUCGUUGGCCGAGAGUAUCGCGAGAAAAACUAUUUCCCUCGACGGACAUUGUCCUUCCUUCGGUGCGUUGGCACGAAAGAUAGAAAAAUGCAACGGCAGAAGCGCAAAUGGAAAUAAAGUCACGAUAGUGCUACGUUAUCGAGGUCGGUGCGUACGCCGAAGUCAUUCCUAAACAAGGUGCACUUUUUUCUAUUUACCCGAGCGGAAAAAUCUGCACCAAGCCAAUUGUCUGCGAGGAAAAGUCAGUCCCCUUAUUGGCAUCGAUCAGUGAAAGCUGAGACGAUUUUCCCCUCGAUCGUUAGUCGAAACCGACCCACCGUCGAACAGGUGAUAAAAACCGUGAACGUAUAGAGAGGGCAUCGUAAAAUGUAACACAUCGGUGCCCAAUGUCAAUGUACUUGAAAUCUCAUAAAAAAAAAAAAUAUUUGUACCGGUGAAUCUUUAAUUUCUUCGAUUUUCCCAGAUGGAUCUGGGGGGAAAACGGGAUCUACGGGGGAAUUUCAAUGAUCGGUCGAUCCCUAGCUCGCGAUACGUUUCGAGCGACAGCAAACUUUGUAACUUUGGCAUUUACUUUCUCCCCGCGAAUCCGCAGGAAAGUGCAGAAUUACGGCACUGGACUUUCGCAUACCGUUAUACCUUGCGGUAAGGAUUUUUAGGAACACGGGAGUUCGUCCUAUCGUUUAAUAAAUCAUCGCGAUCGGCGCAUCGCGUCACCGAGGAAAGAAGCCUGAGGCGAGGUUGCGAUUUUUUGCGGAUUUUCUCAUUAAUUCCAUCCCCUCUCUCCCCGCCGGUCGAUGAAAACGAGGAGAGUGCCGGUGACGCCGAUCGAUUAGACAUAAUUACACGAGGCAGAGCGUUUCGACAGUCCCCUUAAUCUCGAGGGAAUACGGUUCCUUAAUUGCAUCGGGACGCAUUUCGACAUAUUCGGACGCGGUCGCUGCAGGGGCUGCACUCGAAAUGACGCGGAUCGCCGUCCCGUGAUUUCACGCGAUCGUUCCCGCUCGUAUGCAAAUUCCGUUCCUAUUUCCCUAUUGACUUCUGACGGCCUUGAAUAAAUUAAACUGGUUAUUAGUCAGCCAACGUACCGUACGGCGCAUCGCUCGUAGGGGAUAAGGAGGAUCCACGAGAGAUCGCAUUAUCCUACCGAUUAAAUGUAUGCGAGUAGAUGCAACGGAAAGUGCGCCGAAAGUUUUCCAGAAAGUCGAUCGGCUUCUUUUCUUUCGAGCCCCUUUUUUUAAUUCACCCCGAUUGACGCUUCUCGUGUCACGGCGAACCGGAAUAAUUAACCGUCACCGGUAUUGGCCGGUCAUUGCACGGGUUCGUAUAAAUUGUCGCGAAGAACGGUUUGUACUCCCAUUAAUUGGGGGAAAAAAAAAAGAAAUAACACUAGUCCGAGACGCGGUUUUCCUUGAGUCAUUAAUAAGUAAAUCAACGCGGGAAGGACGUUGCUCUAUUUUCCUUUCCAUGUAUUCGAUCGCUUCGAUACGUUUCCUUGUUCCCCGGUGUUUAUAUCGUUUCAGGGAGUUCCGCGUUGGCACGCGUGUAUUCUUUGUAUCUGUGUUUUUUCCUCGAUUCGAGUUGGCUUUUACGAUUUUCGAGAUCUCGAGAUAACACGGGCCCGAGAGGUGAUUCGACGCGAUUCAUUCGACGGGACGGUGGCGGCCAUUUUGGAGAACCAUUAGCGGUUCCGAAAGGAACGGCCGAAUGUCGUCACGUCGAGUGGACGUCGAUAAGACGUCAGGUGGACGAGGCUUAGUCGGUGCUAAGAGCGAAAUAUUUGUUCUGGGAUUUAGCGCGCCAAUUUCUAGGACUCGCGAAAGCAUUAAACUAUUUGGCCGCGAUUUGUUUGCCCUUUGUUUUAACGGAGGCGAAGAGUGAAUCGGCUGAAUUUCGGACUUAGAGAAGCAAGACGCGUCCGCGACGUACGCUCGAGUUAAAUAUAGCCUCCCGAUUGUUUGCCACGAAAUGAGUUUUACUACCCUUCCGGUAUGUCCGCAAGGAGGCGGCUAAAUUUGGGUGCUUGGUCAAUUUAAUCCUUAAAUGUAAUGAAUUAUCAUUACCGAUCGUAUUUAAUCAUUUCGGGAGGGCAGAGGUCCAAGGUGAAAAUUUCCACUACCGCGAGGCCAUUAUCCCGCAAUUAGGCCAUAUCUUGUCGUUCUUGGAAGUGCAUUUUUGAGAAGAAUUAGUGCCGAUGCACACGCGGGGAAUAUUUCGGUACCGACUCUCGUAUCGAUAUCACGCUACGCAUGCCGACCCGAAUGAUUGGCGAACUCGAUGGUGCGUUUCAUGUCCUGUUACGUUAAGUUUUCCGCGAUGGGAGGAGUUUAGUAAAAUGAUUCGCGAGCGGUGAGAAAGAGAAAGGAAACUCGACGAGGUCGGAGUGCAAGGACGUCCGUACUAUCGGGAAAUUGCCGUGAAAUUACGAGGAGGGAUCGUAUCGCCGAUAUAUGACGCGAAGUUAGGCGUAAAUAUCCCAUCCAGGUCAGAGGGAGGAUAUCGACCCUUCCUCAAAUAAUUGAUAACUAUUUCAGCGGGAGCCGGAGGCAGCUUCGGCGAAUUGUAAUUAGAUCCGAAAAACAAGCGAGAUUGGUGUAUGUACAUAUAUAAAAUACAUACAUGCAUAAUAACGCGAGCCUGUACUGGCAAGGAUGCCACGCGAGGAUAUCGAUAUCGCGUAAACAAAACGCGAUGUCGUAAUCUCGGGCCGAUUGCGAACCAUAAGGUUGAGUUUCGCGACAAAUACAUGCCGAGUCGCACACGUGGGUUAUUUGACAUGUCUUGAAAUCUUUUGAAAUCUCUUCGGGGGGAAUAACGACGGUCAGUUUCUAAGCUAGCACAUGUUAAUCGGCGAUCCGUGUAGCUAGAUCGAGCCUUUUUACCAUCCACCGCACGUACCCUUUCUUCUGUAUUCGAGACCAGCCUCCGAGCAUUGUUACGCGCCAUUAUCAAAGGUCUUGCACCGAGUUUCUUAGGCAUCGGCCUAGAAAUCCGGUCGUUCGCGCCUCUGCGAACGCGAUGCAUGAUCUAUGCCUACGAUCGGCGAUCUCUCGUCUCCAGGGCAUCGACACGACUCUUUAAAGAGGCUUUUCUUAUCGACUUCGAAAGCCGACCUCCCGAGUUCUUUUGAUUCACCUCGACGAGCGCACCUCUGCCCGGAUUGUUUACUCCACGCUGCGCCUGGUAUCGCAAUGCGUUCCAAGAUGAAUUUACACGUGACGUUAACUCCACGACUUUUCUUGAUAUUAAAUGCCAACGCGAUACACGAAUAACGAUAUUGAGGGCGCGACGCGUAAGCAUCGCGAUUGCCGGCGCAAACCCGGUGACGAAUCGUUAUAAUCAUCCUCGAUAUCCGCGAAAAAUACGGAGCGCGUCAGUUUAUAAGUCGAUCCUUGUCUUGGAUUGACAAAGGGUCCAAGACCCUGAGAAGAAAAAAAAAAGAUUCAUUGAACCUAAGAAAUAUUUGGUUAAUUUCAAGAUUAUUAUCCUACUGAAAUAAAUAGUCUUAAUUCCGAGUAAACGUUGCGUUCGAUUAAUUGGAAUUUAUUCGAGUGAAAUAAUUCGACAUUUUUUUUUUCUCAGGGCAAAGUCCGAGACCAUCGUAGUCUCGGCCUUGGUCUUGCCCUCGUCGUCCGCUUUAAGGGGUUCGCUCUCCAGGUAAUUCUAUCUCCGCGAAGCGUCCGAUCGGAAAGGAGUUCCUCGUUUUUCUUUUCCCCGAAAUCGGGCGGGUUCUUCGGGGCACGGCCUCUCCCGGUGGAUUCCCUUGGGCGGUGGCAGUGCCGAUGCUCCCGGUGCGUCGUAAUACCGGUCACGGAAAGAACUCGAACUGGCUUCUUCGUUAUUAAGGCUGUGCGCGCGCACGCACGAGCCGGGCUAUUUUCAGCCGACCAGUUUCGCCCCGGUAAAAAUAGUUAAUACCAUGGGAACCAGCUUCCAGGAGAGACGGGCGCCGGAGAUGCCUCGAGGUCCGGCCGGCACCCUCCGCCGGCACCGUCGGGUAUCUUCGGAAGGACUCGGCUAGCUUCGGGUCGCGCCUUCCUCACGCGCCGCGAAACUCGGGGAAUCUCGCUCUAAGGACGACCUUUGUUUCGGGGAGGUAUAUCCGGUCCGGGUUUCCUUUAAGGAUUUAAUGCCUUUCCCGGCUCGCCUCCGCUCCCCGUCCGGCGAAAUUCGUUUUCCCCUCCUGCCACGGAGAGCGGUCGGGCCCCGAGCGAGCGGGGGGCUACAUAAAUAUACGGUGAAAUACGGAGCGCGCUCGCCGGCGGGUCGAGAUAGCCGGCCAACCCUUUCGAUCGGGACCAAACGAAAGAAAAAGACGACCCGCCAACCCGGCGCGAUGGUCCUCGUACCGUGAAAGGCUCGACUCGACCGACGGUGACCCUCCGAGUCUCCGUCUUUUUCUCCCUUCCUAAUCAAUUCUCGCGCCGGCCGCGGAUGGCGCGACGUACAUUCGGUGGAAAGCCGCGCUUUCUACGGCGCGACGAAAAGACGCGGAUUCUUCGCCCGAGAGACGGAAGCCGCCGCCUCGAUUAAGGUGAGACCACUUCGGACAAAACUCCCGGAUAAAUCCGGUUGACUUUACCUCGGAGGAAAAGUCAAUCGGAACCGCGGGGGGCCCGAAUCGCUCCGUCGCCCUAGACGCGUUAACGCGCCGCGCUCCGUGAGACCCAUGAGGACGCCGCUCGGAAUUGCCUGCCAGGAAAAAGCCCGUCGAACUUUCUCCGUUUACGAACACUUUCUAUCUCGAGUCGGCGAGGCAGGGCCGACGAGUGACUCUAGACGGGGGCGGUUCCGAUCCCGCGACCGCGUCCGUGGUUUUAGGAUCCUCGUCGGACUUCGGUCGGUACGCACCUGUUGCCGGCUUACCCAGUGACCCGCAGGUGCGACCGACUACCAGGAAGGUGUCUCCAGACGUCCGGCACGAGAUGCCGGUCUCCAAAUAACGGCGCAUUCGUAUUUGGACGAACGGACCGCUACGCCCCGAGCUUUUCCGCAUUGCUAGCGAUUCCGUUUAAAUAUUCGCCCCGCAACGGUCAUGCCAAUCCGAGAUCCAAGGGGGGUUGGAAGCUGGGAACAAUUCCUCAAAACUCUGACGAAGGCAGCGAAAAAGACGAUUAUUAAAUUUCAGAGCCCGUAAAAAUUGAGGAGACGCGGGGUAGAAAUUUCUUCGUGUUUUUUUUACCGUUUAAAUCGUUUUCGGAGUCGGACGUUGACGUUCGAGACAAUUUAUGGGGUGGAUAUCGUCCCAUGACUCGAAAUCGACGCUUUAACGCGUAUUGCGCUCUUCUAUGUACUAUUCUUCGAAUAAUUUUCAAGUUUAUCGGAGGGGGUCGUUUCCCAUUAAAGGGACAAUCGUUAAACGAUCUCUCGGCGUCGAUUUUUGCGCGGCCGGUUUUUGCCGCGCGUCUGCGGCAAUUCCGGCGCCGUUUAACGGCGCUUGAUGAAACCGCGGAUUUCAUAGCCCGCCGGCGUUAUUGCUCGCACGUACCUCGAUAUUCGUUCAUUAACAUACCCGUACACGACUUUGACAUAAAUCAAAAACCUCGGACGAGUAUCCGCGCCAUUAAAUCGUCAUUACGAUUAUUCACCGAUGGAUCCACUCAAGGAAGAACAAGGUUUAGCCAUUUUUUAAUCCGACGACAGGUUGCGAUUAAAGAGAGGGGCAAUUUGUGUACCAUGAACGUCUAUCAAAUCUGUCACCGGUCGAGAGGUGCAGCUUCCAGGAAUGCGCAAACGAGUGACCCGAAACACAUUUUUUUUCCUUCGCGAGUUUAUCGGCUUUUUUUUUCUCUCUCUUCUCUUUAGAGUCCGCCAUUUUGAAUUUUCUAGUAGACCGUACCGAGGGAGCCGAUCUUUCAAUGAGAUUGCUAAAUCCUGUUCCAGGAUAAAGGCAGUAAUCGGCGAGAUGUAACCAUUGCCAUUCUCUUAAUUUUAUUACGGGUAGUUACUAUUCGUCGGGAGUAUGGCAAUCAGGUGAAUACUAAUUGCGAGGCACGAAUACGGUAGGAAAAUCGUUUCGCUGAACCGCGCGAGUUGACGAACAGCUCGGCUGCUUUAAUGGAGAGGAUCGUAAAAUCGUAUGGAAAAAAACCCAGCGCACGUGAGAUAUAUUUAACGAACUGGGCAUCGGUAAAGAAGAUCUCAAAACAGUCGCUGGCGAUUUUCCGAAAAUAAACCGCGCGAUUCCAACAAUUUCCCACCUCGGAUGGCUACCCCGCUGGAAGCGCGCAUAAAAUUCGUGCUUUUAGUGCGUAAGGUCGUGAAAUUGUAAAUUUCACGUCUUAGAAAUGAAAUGGUACGCAUUCGUUAUAUAUUUCUAAACGAAUUUAUCAUUCCAUAACGCCGCGACAUAAUUUCCAUGUGAUUUCACGCUUGCAUACGGAAUUUAUAACGGGUUUCUAUCAAUAAAAUGUUACCAGAAUUAGAAUUUUUUUUUUUAACGGCGUUGCCAAUAUCUGUUUACGGUUUUUCUUGAAGUGUGCCGAAUGGAAAGGAUCGCUCGAGCGGAAUGCAAAUUAAAACGCUUGGUCUGGAUCACGAGUAACGAACGGUUUACAGUAAAUGAAGUGGUCGUUGCGCGUGCUCCGGUUUACUAUUUAAUCCCAAGUUGCACGAUACGCUUACGCGGGUUUCACGGACGCUGAAAAGCGCGUUAAACGUCGCUGGGAGUGACUCGCGAAGGGCGUGCCAAGGAGCAAACAGGCAUUUUUCGACACACUUUCUACGAAAGCCUUGUAACCACCGCGCAAGAGUCGGCCAUUUUUGCGUCCACUUAGCGCCGGAGAAUUUUCCCGCCGACGAGCGAUCGCGACCGCUCGGCGAAAUUUCUCGCUCUCGAUAUGCAUUUUAGCCGGCAUUUGUUUGUUAUAUCCGCCCAGAAUCGGCGUAUUUUCGCAGAUAUUGCAAGUUUCGGGGCGCCCUUGCGAAACGCCGCGUCACCGUCGCGCGGCGGGGAGAUCGGCGGGACUCGAGGACCUCGCGCUGGCGAUCGUCGAUUUUCGCGGAAAAAUUCAAAGAUUAAGGAGAAUUUUUUUUUCGCACAGUCGCCGAGCAGGGAGAGAGAGGUAGAGGCACGGAGAGAAACCCAAGCGACCGCUGGCAUUGGCGAGACGGGAAUAAAGAAAAAGGGCGAGACGAAAAGGAAGACGAAAAGCGCGGACCAGUCCGGUGGUGGAAUCGAGCGAGGGCCGAGAUGGGAUUCUCGACCUAGACGACUACGGUUACGCCUCUACCGUAAGGUCCAUUCUCGCUGCCCCGUCGACGUACCUUACGAGAACCAGUGCGUCUGAUUUCCCUACGAGAUCCGACCCGACGAAAAGACCUCCGAAAUGGCAAUUCCCCGUUUCGACGGGACUUCUUGAGGUACUUUUCGAGUCGACAUCGUUGAAUCGUUUUAGCCGUGGA
Molecule: messenger RNA, 10012 nt
Organism: Orussus abietinus
Lineage: Eukaryota; Metazoa; Arthropoda; Insecta; Hymenoptera; Orussidae
Product: zinc finger protein 836
Exons: 5
Coding region: 457-1620 (387 amino acids)
Cellular component (GO): nucleus
Source: RefSeq, a predicted model, not a curated record